CUUUUACACACCAUCAUGAGAUUCAUUUGCUUAGCGAUUGUCACCCUUGCCGUCAUGGCCCAAGCAGAAAAGGUCAAAGACAAACGUUUGGCAGUGGAUCCCAACACCGGAUACCAUCAAGCCUCUGCGUACUCCCACCAACCUGCUCAACCCCAAUACGUCUCGGCUCAACCACAACAACAGCACUACUACCAACCCGAGGCCGUUCAACAACAAGCAGUUGCGUAUACCCAACCAAUUAGCAAGUAUGCUUCUGCAGGUGCAUCCCCAGUACAAAAGUACACUUUUACACAACAACCCAAACAGCAAAUACAAUAUUCUUCAGCGGCCGAUGUGUCCAGCUUUAGCUACAGCAGCCCUAUUGUAUCAUACAAUAACUUAGGACUUUUGAAACAAAUUGCUGGCCAACAAGCUUCAAGUCAGGACGUCCCCGUCUCUUACCAAUCAGAACAAUCAGCAAAAUCCGACUACAGUUCCCAACCCAAAGUGCAGUAUAUAACGUCACCUAAAGUUCAAUACACUCCAUCAGCUGUUCAAUACACCUCAUCUCCCAAACUUCAGUACACUUCAGCUGCUAAAACCCAAUACAGCGCUGUUCCAUCAAAUGCUUACUCAGCUAGUGCUGCUCCAUCAAAUGCUUACACAGCCACUUCUGCACCUAAUUACGAAGAAAUAUACCAACAAAUCGCUCAAAAAGCUGCCUAUUCUGCUGCCGAACAACAACCUCAAGCUCCACAACAACCCGUUUAUCACCAAGCUGCACCACAAAAGCUCGCUUACCAACAAGCUGCUUCUCCUGUAGUCUACCAAUAUCAAAAGGCUGCUGCUGCUCAAGCCGCUACCCAAGAAGAAACUUAUUCUUCAGCUCCUUCUCAACAAUACACCUACCAACUGCCACAAGAGUACGAGUCUGCCGCUCAAUCCAGUCCACAGCUCUACUAUUCUCAGUCAGCAGGUUCAGCUGCGCAAGCUCCACAGUAUUACACGUUGGGAUCGCAGGGCCAUUCAAAGGCGGGUGUCACAUAUUCCUCUUAAAUUGUUUUUUACGUUAUUUAUUUUAUUGCAAAACUCUGUUGUACAUAGUUUUCCCUUCAAAUCUGUACUGUUUUAAUUUGAUAGCUAAAUAUAAUGUUUUUUAUUUUUUUGUAAAA
Messenger RNA from Diabrotica balteata, 1151 nucleotides. The record is from the annotation of a GenBank genome assembly. Lineage: Eukaryota; Metazoa; Arthropoda; Insecta; Coleoptera; Chrysomelidae.